Messenger RNA from Trichophyton rubrum CBS 118892, 3622 nucleotides. RefSeq lists its product as uncharacterized. The coding region runs from base 1 to 1587 and encodes 528 amino acids. Gene Ontology annotation, biological process: regulation of translational termination; poly(A)+ mRNA export from nucleus; regulation of translational initiation. Gene Ontology annotation, cellular component: cytoplasm; nuclear pore cytoplasmic filaments; nuclear pore. The record is from RefSeq and is a predicted model, not a curated record. NCBI's taxonomy places the organism in Eukaryota, Fungi, Ascomycota, Eurotiomycetes, Onygenales, Arthrodermataceae. The transcript has 2 exons. Gene Ontology annotation, molecular function: translation initiation factor binding; phospholipid binding; inositol hexakisphosphate binding.
AUGGUUCGAGUGAACACUCUUGCUCAUCGUGCGCCUGACAGCCCUAGUAGACAGCUUCUGCAGGACUUGACCAGGGAUCUAGAACAGGUCCGCAUACAUGGCGAAGAAUUAAAACUUGUCAAAGCUUACGAGAGCCGGACUUUCUACGAGAAGCUUGAUCAGAUAGAUCGGGAGAGAGAAGAGGUUCACACUACCGCGCUCAAUGCCGCGGCGGCAAAGCGUGACCAGAGAAGGCUACAGGCAGAGGAGACGUUGCGACUCCAUCUGCAGGCUGUAGAGGAAGAACGCAGGCGGAAAGAGGAGGCUGAGAGACGGCGACAGGAGAAAAUCAGGCAAGAAAAGGAGGAGAAAGAGCGAAAGCAGAGAGAAGAGGCUGCCAGGCUCGAAGCAGAGCGAAAAGCAAAGGAAGCAGAGAAAGCUAGACAGGCCGAAGAAGCCGAGAAAGUAAAGAAGGCCGCCGAGGAGGAGAAGGCGCGACUCCAGCGGGAAAAGGCCGAGCAAGAGAAGAAGAAGGCGGACGAUGAAUCGAGACUCAAAGCAGAAGAGGAGGCAAAACGGAAAGCAGCCGAGGCAAAAGAGCAACAAGCGGCGACCAAACAGGCUGCUCUUGGUAUCAAUCAUCGGAACCAGCAGGAAAUCCAAGAGCAUGAACGCUACCUGAAGCUACAUGCUCAUCUGAAGGAGUUCCGGUCCUACAUGAGAGCCCAGACUAAGUCAAACACCCUCCUGAAGCAACAUAUGGGUGACAUGCGCCGAACCAUUCGAAAGUGCGUCGGCCAAUUGGUAGCAGAUGAUAAAAUAGCAAAUCAAAAACCCACCAGGGAAAUCGCGGCGAUUUUGAGAAAGGCGCAGGAACUAGCAGAACCCAGCGUAGAUAUACGACAAUUCAUCGCGUUUCCUCCCCCGAACAUCGCAAAUGCCGAAAACCCACAGGUCCCAGCUCUCUGGGUAUACCUGCUGAACAUCCUCGCAAAAUCCAUCCUCGCGCAGCUUAUGGCCGAAGCAGGCGUGACUACAAAAUGCGCCGAACCACUAGGCGUGCUUACAGCCCAGAUAUUCUCCAUGGAUGCCUUUUGCUACCAGGGCCAAUCCAUGAUCGACAUUCUCCUGGCAAAAUACAGAUUUCUCUGCCCUGUGCUCUGGGGCUUCUACGGAGACCAAUCGACCGACCAAGGAAAAGCAGCGAUUGGCUGGUUCCGAGAAGAGAAAAACGGUCCCUUCAUAAGCGCCCAGCUCCACGAGGAGCGCAUGACAGGCCUCGGAGCCGGAUACGCAGCUAUAGCAUUACGAAACUUUGCUAAAAGUCCGCGCCAAAACCCUUAUCCCAACAGCAAUUUCUGGAAGUCACUUUCGUACAUCGUCAACGUGCCCCCCGCAGAAGUGCAAGAUACGCAUCUUGUCGUGCUUACGGCCAUGCUGCGCUAUUCUGCACCCCGUAUCGUUAAUUUCUGGGGUGACAUGGGUGUUUUGGCGCUAAGGCAGGCUAUCGUUUUGUUCCCUGCAAAGCUUUCUCGCAAGUCAACGCAAAGAGCCAUGGUUGAGGACCUGCGAGAUAUACUUGCCAGGGAGAAACGCAUAAUCAUUUAGCCACUCGACAUUAUCACUUCUUGAUGUUUUAUUUGUGAACGGUCACUUUUUUGCAUCAUAUUAGCGAGCGAUUUUGCUGCACAUUUUUAAUUACAUGGCUUGCAUUUAACGCUACGUCAGACUGGCCGUCGACUCAGCCAAGAUCUACAAUCCACAUACAUACGCAUCUACUGUAUGUAGCCAUAUGAUUCCCCCUGGGUACCUCGCGACAAACCAUCAGCGCCUCAUCGCAUCGUCACAGGCGCAUUACGUCGCCCGCGAAUAUUCGACUUAUCAGGCACCCUGCUCAAACCGUUUAGCCAGAAUAACUUUUACGCUUUGCGUGGCCAAUUUUCUUGCGCUAGUCCAUUACCUUGGUGUAUAUUAUUAGAACCUGGGCUUCUUUCUUUUCGAUUCUCUUGUUGGUAUUUUCCUUCGGAGGAGUACGGUUAAUCCGCGGGGCGUUGGCCACUGAAUAUGAUUUUUCUGAUCAAGGGGGAAAUAUAAAUAUGUGGUGAAUUUAGUGCACCUUGAUAUUUUUUUUGUUUUUUAAUAGAGCAUCCAAUUUACUUCGUACCUUUUUUCAAGACCCUGCAUGGCAUUCAAGCUACAAAGCUAGGUGGUUACGUUGAUGGCAUGCCAUCCUAGCUUACAUAACUAAAGUAUCAAUCUUUAAAACCCAGCCUAUGGAUACUGAGACAAAUACCCCCGUAUGCGAGAAAGAAUAUGAUAUUCAUGUAGAUUUGCCGAUACUAAUCUCUAUGUAUGUAUAUCACAUUUACCGUACUGUAUACUCGAUGAAAGUCGAUGAGGUCAAUUCUAGCUAUUGCGAAAUAAUGUUAAGCUCGAUCAAGUGGGGAAAAGGAAAGCUAAAAUGGCGAAGGUUUGAGCCGCAUAGCUAUGGGUCCACAUGUCAAUGGGGAAGUACAACAUGCUUGUAGCGAAUAUACACGUCUAGAGAGUCUGGUAAAAACUAAGUAUUUCAAAUAGUUGGAUAAUAGAUAAGAGAAAACAAGUAUAGCUGGGGAGUAACCAUUCCAUAGUUGUAUGUACCAUAUCAGUUAGGACAGGUUUAUCCGUCAAUCCCUGCGUAUCAGAACUCCUUGAUAACAAGAUAGAAAUACCCACAACGGGCGUUGAGCAUUAUGACGGAUUUCAAAUGGGCUUACGGAAUGACUUUCGGACCAAAGCCCAUUCAGAAAAAGUGUACUAUGCCGAGCUUGAGUCUUGGAAAAGUACACCCCUGUAGUUAAAGAGCAGCAAGAGCUACAGACCAUCAAAAAGUAGUAUCGAUCCAUUGAAUCUGAGGUUAAUAAUGAGAGCCUGUUUGAAUUGACGCGGUUCAAAAACUAUAAAACAGACCUUGAGACCCACGAGAGGGUGUAUUCAACUAUCAUAAUACAACACGCGAGUUGUGACAGUUUCUUCCCUCGAAGACUACCAAAUAUUUAGCUAGCAAAAGGUUGGGAACUGAUGGUAUUUAGUACCUCUAGGUAUGUCCGUGUGCAGAAGAAAGUAUAGUGCCAUCUUAUUGGAUAGAGCGAGGUAGAUACCGUGAAGGAAGCACAUCUGGUGCCAAAUUCCUUGAGGAGGGUGAGUUGAACCAUUUUUUAGAGUGAGCGAAGUUGUUCUAGGGGACCCAAAGAAUGGUAUGGAACGCACAACUUCGAUUCGACAGAUUAUAUUGAUGGGUGGAUCAAGUUGAGAACAACCGAGAUUCUAUGGGUAUUGAUAGGCCCUUUUCUUUCGAAGCUGGCUUUGAUGUCUCUUGGUAGAAGAAUAUCCGGCUUUGAGCUCCUUUAUGCCCUGUUUACCAGGAAGAUAUUCGACUCACCAGCGCCCUCUAGAGUGGAAGGUAUUGUAGUGUCUGCCAGAGUACGGUCAGUAAUAUUAGGGGCUUCUCGAUCCCCCUAGAAAGACGACAAUAAGGACAGCAAGAAGGACAGCAACGAAGAAGACAGCGAUCAAUAAUUGUCAAGUAGCUUCAUGUUCUUUCAGGAGACGCAACAAUAGAAUACUGACGUAUAAAAAAUAAAGAAAUAAAUUUCAAUCUCGU